Messenger RNA from Cebus imitator (Panamanian white-faced capuchin), 602 nucleotides. RefSeq names its product thiamin pyrophosphokinase 1 (gene TPK1). Lineage: Eukaryota; Metazoa; Chordata; Mammalia; Primates; Cebidae. The coding region runs from base 51 to 602 and encodes 183 amino acids. Gene Ontology annotation, molecular function: ATP binding; thiamine diphosphokinase activity. The record is from RefSeq and is a predicted model, not a curated record. Gene Ontology annotation, biological process: thiamine metabolic process; thiamine diphosphate biosynthetic process. The transcript has 9 exons.
GUUCAAGGCACCAAGAACCUGGACACAUCAACCGAGGCCAAUAAUCCGUUAUGGAGCAUGCCUUUACCCCGUUGGAGCCCCUGCUUUCCACUGGGAGUUUGAAGUACUGCCUUGUAAUUCUUAAUCAGCCUUUGGACAACUAUUUUCGUCAUCUUUGGAACAAAGCUCUUUUAAGAGCCUGUGCUGAUGGAGGUGCCAACCGCUUAUAUGAUAUCACCGAAGGAGAGAGAGAAAGCUUUUUGCCUGAAUUCAUCAGUGGAGACUUUGAUUCUAUUAGGCCUGAAGUCAGAGAAUACUACGCUACUAAGGGAUGUGAGCUUAUUUCAACUCCUGAUCAAGACCACACUGAUUUUACUAAGUGCCUUAAAAUGCUUCAAAAGAAGAUAGAAGAAAAUGACUUAAAGGUUGAUGUGAUCGUGACACUGGGAGGCCUUGCUGGGCGUUUUGACCAGAUUAUGGCAUCUGUGAAUACCCUGUUCCAAGCGACUCACAUCACUCCUUUUCCAAUUAUAAUAAUCCAAGAGGAAUCUCUGAUCUACCUGCUCCAACCAGUAAAGCAGAGACUGCAUAUGAUAUUUAAUUAUAACAGAGAUAUUUCAUGA